This is a messenger RNA of Arabis nemorensis, 321 nucleotides long. Lineage: Eukaryota; Viridiplantae; Streptophyta; Magnoliopsida; Brassicales; Brassicaceae. The record is from the annotation of a GenBank genome assembly.
AUGGAAUAUGUUGAGCUGGCGGCGAUGAAUGCAGAGGAAAAAGUUGGGUGGGAAGAGAUUGUGGAUUCGAGAUUUGAUAUACAAGAAGUGAAUGAAGUGCGGCUUUUGACUCGUGCACCAAGAAAACGUCCCAACAUGAGGGAUAUUGUGCAGGUUUUGACUCGCGACGUUAAGGUUAGACAUAGCAGAAAACAUCAGAGGAACUAUCCUUCUCCGCCUCCUCGUACGAUGGAGGCCGGUGGGGAGCUAACCAGAACCAGAUCAAUUCGGUCGGAAAAUCAUCGUAGGGAUAAUUCUAUUGACAGUGCAAUUGAAGACUAG